CAAACUUAGAAUGCAACGGUAGGAUUCUUCCUUACCAUCGCUCACGUAACCUUUCACACCCGUACAUGUACUUACUGUGAGCCUCACGCCGCCGUCUUCGCGUGUGUUGCGCAGUGUUGUUGUCCAUUCUCCGUUGCCGGUCAACGUCCCUAUCCUCUCAAGAACCCUCGAAAAAUCGAUAAACCCCAUCGACUUCGAGUAUACUGCACGUUACUUCAACCAUCGCGUCCACAACUACCCGACCUCUUAAAGAAAAAAAAAAUGACGAGUUUUCGCACUAAAAGAGCUGCUAGCCUCUGAAUGACAGCAUAACCUGCAAAUCCACGGAUAAUCGAGGUAAAAAAAAACAUCCGAAACUUCAACCCCUCUGUGACAAUGACCAGUUGAACCUCCGUGAUUGCUCUAUCACAACCCCACCAUCUGGACAUGAUAGUCUCCAUUGACAUAGUUAUUUUCAUUCAUCAAUCAUGAUUGAUUACCUCUGGUCCCUGAUUUACGUGUACUUGAGGCCCCUCAUAAAAUGGUUUUUACAUCAGACAACGCAAAUGUGUGAGCUCCAGAGGAUCUGCUACGGGGAGCCUUCGGGUGCACCUCGAGCAUUGGGUGUGGAGAGAUCUCUACGUCAGUCUCGAAACCCGGAUAUCAAGAUUCUGGUGGCACAUCUGGAUGACAUAGCGCGUAAUCGAGGGCUGAACACGAGAACGGAGAGAGUCAUCCUGGAGGCAGCUAUUGAAACAGUGCUACUGACCAAGAAGAUUGAUCCACUAUGUCAUCCUGAUUUUCCUAAGUCCUUUGGAAAGUGUGUGGAGGUCAUCUGGGGGUAUCGCCAACUCGUGGUUGAGUGUGAGGAAAAGAGGAAAACAGUUUAUGACUCGGAGAAUUCUGAGCACGAGUUGUCUCUGUUGAAGUUGUGGAAUCUGCUGAAGCCUGGGGAACCACUGGAGGCCAGGGUGACAAAGCAAUGGCAGGACAUUGGAUUCCAGGGGGAUGAUCCCAAGACGGACUUCAGGGGUAUGGGCAUCCUGGGACUGGAGAAUCUAGUCUACUUUGCUGAGGAAUAUCCUACAGCAGCUGCACACGCACUUCUCCAUUCCAAUCAUCCUAAGUAUGGAUAUGCCUUUGCCAUUGUGGGGAUCAACAUCACCAGCAUGGCGAUGAGGUUGCUGAGGGAUGGCACUGCUAAAACUCAUGUGUAUAAUUCAGCGAAAACUCUGCCUACUGUUCGUGCCUUUCAUCAGUUUUAUAGCUACCUGUUUUACGAGUUUGAUGAGUUUUGGAUUGAGUCCAAACCUAGUAAUAUGAUGGAGUUCUCGGCGAUACAGGAAAAGUUUGAGGGGAAUAUCAGGGGAGCUCUAGGCAAUCCUAAGACUGUGUUUAGACUCAAUCUUUCGGUUGAUAAUAUUUAAUUAGGGAAGUGCUCGUCGGUUCGAGAGAGACUUUGGGCCGAUAUGAAGUGGUAAAAAAAUAUAACUAGUGUUUGUUGUGUUUACAAUUUGUCAUGGUAAAUCUGUGUACGACAUAUUUUCGAUGGAUUUCUAAUGGUUUGUGGAGACUUGUCAAAAGUCAAUGGCAAUUUACUUUUAAUUUUAUAUAAUUCGAAUGUGUAUAAGUUAUAAAAUUGUCAACAAAAGCAUUGGAAUAUUUCUUAAAUGAUAUGAAAUUCCAAUCGCAUGAAAGUUAUAAUGAUGAAUAUCAGUAUGAAACUUUUCAAUAAAUUACUGGCAAACAUUUGCCAAAAUUAAGUUAUCUUGGAACUUUCAGAGUUGAUCCAUCUGAUUUUCCACUUCAACUCUGAAUGAAACAAAUUAAAUUGACUCUUAUAUUGUAGUUCACCACUUCAAUACUUAAUUGUAACUAUUGUAAUGAUUUAUUUCUGCACAGUUUGCAAGUUUUUGAUAAAUUUGUGAGCUUGAUCGUGUGUUAAAGUCUAGUAGUUUGGAAACAUUCCACAUCUGAGGAAGCUAGGGAUUAUAUUUCACAAUUAUUUUGUGUUUAUAAUCAAUAAAUGACUUUUAAAGA
Diachasmimorpha longicaudata is the source of this 2019-nucleotide messenger RNA. RefSeq names its product ELMO domain-containing protein 2. Bases 468 to 1406 code for a protein of 312 amino acids. The record is from RefSeq and is a predicted model, not a curated record. Lineage: Eukaryota; Metazoa; Arthropoda; Insecta; Hymenoptera; Braconidae. The transcript has a single exon. Gene Ontology annotation, molecular function: GTPase activator activity.